CAGUGCAGCUCUGGAUUAAAACAAAAAAAAAUUUCCAGAAAUCUUAAAAAGUCACAGGAACAUGAAAAAGGGGAUGGGGGAAAUUUGUCUUCAGUGUUCCAGAAAAGUCCACCCUCACCUCGUGGGGAGUGGAUUUUAGAAAAUGGUGCAAUGACUAAUGAAUCACACAUGAAGACAGAUGUAAAAGAAAAGGGAUGCAGGAAAGAAAACCAACAAGGCCAAAGGAGAAGGCGAGCAAGUAGAGACAUGAAAUAAUUCACAGUUGAACUAUACAGGGUUUAUGGAUUGACUGGCUGUGGGAACUUUGUGGAAGACCUCUGGGUUUUUGACACAGCAAAUGAUAGAGCCAUUUCCUGAGAAUGAGAGUGCCAGGAGAGGAGCUAGGAGGAACAUCGUGAGGUAAGUUUUGGACACUUGAAUUAGAGGUAUCUCUGAGGGGACCAAGCUGAAAAGCCAAGCGGGCAGUUAAGUAUGUGGGUCUGGAAGACAGAGGCCUGAGGAUGUGUAUUUGGGCAUUGCUGUGGUUUGAAUGUCCCCUUCAAAACCCAUGUGAAAACGUAUUCCCCAAUGUGGCAGCAUUGAGAGGUGGGGCCUUUAAGAGGGGAGAGGUCAUAAGGGCUCUGUCCUUGUGAAUGGAUUAAUGACCAAGAAUACACUGAAAACCAAGGUUAAUGGGGGUAGACUCUUACUGCCAUUUAUUAAAUCUUACUAUCAGCUGCACUGACUGGAAUGAGUACCAGAGCAGAUAACUCAGCAAACCAGGAUGAAGCCCCAGUACACAUGGGCUUGCUGGGGAUGGGGGACCAGCCCCUUGGUCUCUGGCUACCUCUGUCUAGUUGAAUAGAAUAUGUCGAAAAUCUAACUCCUCAUAAUCAGGUUCAGCUAAUUAGAUGCCCUUGAGGUAAUUUGGAAGGAGAAGAGAGGUGAAGGCACUUGCCUGCUGCUGCUCAUGGAGACCUGACACUUCCAUGGUAAGGAAGCACCUGGUAUAACAGCCCUGUGGCCAUAUUCUCCAGGUGUUCAGUCCCUAUAGGCUACCCCAUCCCAGUCCAGGAGACUGCCUGCGGACACUCCGCCUGCAGGUCCUCCAGAUGGAGUAAUUGAACCAAAAAUCUCUAGCUUACUCCUAAGUAUUUAUUCUGAAGGCAGAACAUGCACAGGAGACCAGACUUCUGGCCCAGCUAGCACUCCUGCAAUGUCAAAAGAGCACAUUAACAGACUUAACAGCCUGCUUUAAGCUGGGAAAAUGGCUGUGACACAGGUACCAAGGGCUGAUAGUCUAUAAAGAGUGCUUACAAAUGAGUAAGGCAAAGAUGAAUCCAAAUGGGCAAAAGAUAUGAGUAGGCAGUUUGCAAAAGUGAUGCAUAAGAACAGGUUCGACUUUACUAGUAAUUUAAAAAAGUAUGCCGAGGUGUUGGAGGAUUCUAGACAUAGUUUGAAGGUAGAGUUAACAGGAUUUCCACUUAGAUUGCGUAGAGGAUGUGAGGGAGAGCUCGAAGGUGGCUUUUCCCAGUUUGGGUCUGAGUAGAUGGAAUUGCCAGUAAUUGUGGUAGGAAAGACAGCUAGGUGAAGUAGGUUUAGGGCUGCGAGAAGAUAACACACUUAUUUGCGAACCUGUUGUAUAUUUGAGUGGAGUAGCAAUAUAAUUUUUUUUAAAGUUUCCAAUGUUAUGACAACUUUCCAAACAAAACAAUCAUUUCCAGACUGCUGAUCCAGCAACUACUCUAUUCUCAGUGCUGAAAAUUUUCAAGUUAGUCACUCUUCGUGAUACGGAGAAAUUACAUGGAUAGAAACAUGCCAAAAGACCAAGGACGAGGCCUCUCCAACUCUCUAGUCGGAAGCGGGGCUCGCUCGGCGACAGCGACCCGGCCCGACGCGCCGGCGCCGUGUCAACACUCGCGGAGACCGCGGCGGCGAACGCGGAGCCCACGGCCGCGGCGGAGGCGCCCACCCUUUUCUGCCCUUUUCCAGACCGAGGAAGGUCCUGCCUCUUUAAGAGGGGCAGCGAGAGAGUAAGCGACGAACAUGAAACGGCCUUCUUCUGGUAUUGCUACACAGACCUCUCUGCAGAGGGACAGGUUACCACAGAAAUCAGCCUCCUGGGCCAUGCCGUUUCUAAGACCUGUUUCUUCUCAUGAGUCUCCGCAGAAGAGAGAUAGGCCAGUCCUCACAAUGGAUGAUAUCCUCUGCCUGAACAAAAGACGGGAUAGUAUCUGGGAUCUGUCUGUCAUCAGACUCUGAGCUUAAUAAGGCAGCUGAAUGAAGGGAUGUAACCAGACUCCAGAGAGGGACACUGAAGCCUCCGGGGGGGGGAGGGGCCUGGACACACCCCUUCCCCCCAGACUCCUCCCCUUCCGGGUCCACUCAGCCAUGGACUUGGGACCUGGAUAAGAGGAGAGAAGCUACACUUCUGUUUGGUGGAUUUGUUUUGGGAUUCUUAGUUAUGGCAAUGUGGAGUGCUGCAUGGAGGUUUGAUAUCUCCAGGGGAGCAGCUGAAAGAGGAGAAAGGUGCAUGGCUGCUCCCUAAUCCCUAGGACUGGGUGAGCGAGCCAGGCAAGCCCCGGCAGCCUUGAGCCCUCCCCUCGCCUUGCUCCCUUGCGGGGGCAGGAUGCUGAAGAAGCAGUCUGCAGGGCUCGUGCUGUGGGGCGCUAUCCUCUUCGUGGCCUGGAAUGCCCUGCUGCUCCUUUUCUUCUGGACACGCCCGGCGCCUGGCAGGCCCCCCUCGGACAGUGCCCUGGACGACGACCCUGCCAGCCUCACCCGAGAAGUGAUCCGCCUGGCCCAGGACGCCGAGGUGGAGCUGGAGCGCCAGCGGGGGCUGCUGCAGCAGAUCAGGGAGCACCGCGCGCUGUGGAGCCAGCGCCGGGGGGUGCCCACGCCGGCCCCGCCGCGCGUGCCCGUGACCCCGCCGCCCGCGGUCAUCCCUAUCCUGGUCAUCGCCUGCGACCGCAGCACCGUCCGGCGCUGCCUCGACAAGCUGCUGCACUACCGGCCCUCGGCCGAGCGCUUCCCCGUCAUCGUCAGCCAGGACUGCGGGCACGAGGAGACGGCCCAGGUCAUCGCCUCUUACGGCAGCGCCGUCAGGCACAUCCGCCAGCCCGACCUGAGCAGCAUCGCCGUGCCGCCCGACCACCGCAAGUUCCAGGGCUACUACAAGAUCGCGCGGCACUACCGCUGGGCGCUCAGCCAGAUCUUCCACGAGUUCAAGUUCCCGGCAGCCGUGGUGGUGGAGGAUGACCUCGAGGUGGCUCCCGACUUCUUCGAGUAUUUCCAGGCCACCUACCCGCUGCUGAGGGCCGAUCCCUCCCUCUGGUGUGUGUCUGCCUGGAAUGACAAUGGCAAGGAGCAGAUGGUGGACUCGAGCAAGCCCGAGCUGCUCUAUCGCACGGACUUUUUCCCUGGUCUGGGCUGGCUGCUGCUGGCUGAGCUCUGGGCUGAGCUGGAGCCUAAGUGGCCCAAGGCCUUCUGGGACGACUGGAUGCGCCGGCCCGAGCAGCGGAAGGGGCGGGCCUGCAUACGCCCUGAAAUCUCCAGAACGAUGACCUUUGGCCGCAAGGGUGUGAGCCACGGGCAGUUCUUUGACCAGCACCUCAAGUUCAUCAAGCUGAACCAGCAGUUUGUGCACUUCACCCGGCUUGACCUGUCGCACCUGCAGCGGGAGGCCUACGACCGGGAUUUCCUCGCCCGUGUCUAUGGCGCGCCCCAGCUGCAGGUGGAGACGGUGAAGACCAAUGAUCGGAAGGAGCUGGGGGAGGUUCGGGUGCAGUACACGGGCAGGGACAGCUUCAAGGCCUUUGCCAAGGCCCUGGGUGUCAUGGAUGACCUCAAGUCGGGGGUCCCCAGGGCUGGCUACCGGGGCAUUGUCACCUUCCAGUUCCGGGGCCGCCGUGUCCACCUGGCUCCUCCGCAGACCUGGGACGGCUAUGAUCCCAGCUGGAAUUAGCAGCACCUGACUGUCCCUCCUGGGCCCCUUCCUUGCCAUAUCAUGAGCUGAGACAGGACCACAGUCCUAGGGCUGCAUUGUCCUGUCUGUGUUUCCCUCUUGGGCCCAUUUAUCUUUUGUUGUUGUUUUUUUGAGUUGCAUUUGAGUGCACAGAUGAUAACGUGAGGAUUCUCUCGUUCUCAAGGGAGGCAGACGAGGAGCGCUAUUCUGGGGUCUGUUGGAGGGUGUUAAGGCGGAAACCACUGUGUGAGCUUGUUGGGACCAGAAAUGUCCAUGUCCUGAGCUUUCUCUGGGAGCAUCUGCAGAGCGAUUGGCGACGUUAGCGCUUCGACCAGGCCCCUCUCCCUGAUCGGCUCUUGAAGCCAGGGCCUGAGCCCUGCACCCUUUCUCCCUGUCUCCCAGUUGGGGCCCUGGGUUAUGGGAAAAGGGGCGUAUUUGUGGCCAAAAUGAGACCAACCAAAAGGGCUUCCUUGUCAGGGCCAGGGCAGCAUUGUCUCCUUAUCCUUGAGCCCUGCCCAGCCCUUCUUUCCCUGCAGCCUGGCAGCUUGUGGCUCUCAGAUGGAAAGUCGAAGGGGAAAAGCAGGACCUCUCCUCAGCUCAUGUUCAGCCGUUGAGGGAGAGGAGGUGGGAGGAAGGCCUCGGGCAGCGACAACCCCUUCCUCCUCUUGCUCAGAGAGACACUGUCCCUUGACCCCCUUCCUUCCAACAGUUGGUUCCCUCCCUGCUGCUUCAGGAGGUGCCGUGCUGUGCCGGGUUGGUGAAGCCGGAAUUUGGCUCCUUGUGCCCCUUUUCCACCCAGGGUUUGGUGCACAGGCUGCUCCCUGAGGGCUGGGGCUCUGAUGGCCUCAUUGUGAGGAGGGAGAGCAGCCACAACCUGGAAGGCUGGCCCUGGCCGCCGCCCGCCCUGGGGCAUCCUCAUGUCACGUUAGGUUGGAGGGGAAUUUGUGUGUUUUUGUUUGUUGCCUGACCUCAGCUUCAUGGAAAAAAGUGGAAACUACAGAAUUAUUUUGAAAAGUAAAGGCUGAAUUGUCUGAAAAA
Molecule: messenger RNA, 4981 nt
Organism: Microcebus murinus (gray mouse lemur)
Lineage: Eukaryota; Metazoa; Chordata; Mammalia; Primates; Cheirogaleidae
Gene: MGAT1
Product: alpha-1,3-mannosyl-glycoprotein 2-beta-N-acetylglucosaminyltransferase
Biological process (GO): protein N-linked glycosylation
Cellular component (GO): Golgi apparatus
Molecular function (GO): alpha-1,3-mannosylglycoprotein 2-beta-N-acetylglucosaminyltransferase activity
Source: RefSeq, a predicted model, not a curated record